Molecule: messenger RNA, 807 nt
Organism: Callorhinus ursinus (northern fur seal)
Lineage: Eukaryota; Metazoa; Chordata; Mammalia; Carnivora; Otariidae
Gene: KCNIP3
Product: potassium voltage-gated channel interacting protein 3
Biological process (GO): regulation of potassium ion transmembrane transport; negative regulation of transcription by RNA polymerase II
Cellular component (GO): voltage-gated potassium channel complex; nucleus
Molecular function (GO): DNA-binding transcription repressor activity, RNA polymerase II-specific; potassium channel regulator activity; calcium ion binding
Source: RefSeq, a predicted model, not a curated record
AUGGGCAUCCAGGGCAUGGAGCUGUGCGCCAUGGCCGUGGUGGUGCUGCUGUUCAUCGCCGUCCUCAAGCAGUUCGGCAUCCUGGAGCCCAUGUCCAUGGAAGAUAGCAGCGACAGUGAGCUGGAGCUGUCCACAGUGCGCCACCAGCCGGAGGGACUGGAUCAGCUGCAGGCACAGACCAAGUUCACCAAGAAGGAGCUACAGUCCCUCUACAGGGGCUUCAAGAACGAGUGUCCCACGGGCCUGGUGGACGAAGACACCUUCAAACUCAUUUACUCCCAGUUCUUCCCUCAGGGAGAUGCCACCACUUAUGCACACUUCCUCUUCAACGCCUUUGACGCCGAUGGGAAUGGGGCCAUCCGCUUUGAGGACUUUGUGGUUGGCCUCUCCAUCCUCCUGCGAGGAACAGUCCACGAGAAGCUCAAGUGGGCCUUUAACCUCUACGACAUCAACAAGGAUGGCUACAUCACCAAAGAGGAGAUGCUGGCCAUUAUGAAGUCCAUCUACGACAUGAUGGGCCGCCACACCUACCCUAUCCUGCGGGAGGACGCUCCUCUGGAGCAUGUAGAGAGGUUCUUCCAGAAAAUGGACCGGAAUCAGGAUGGGGUGGUGACCAUUGAUGAGUUCCUGGAGACCUGUCAGAAGGAUGAGAACAUCAUGAGCUCCAUGCAGCUGUUUGAGAACGUCAUCUAGGACAUGUCGGUGGGGAGGGGUCCUUGAGUGGCCACCGCCACCUCUGCCCCCAGAGAAAUCUCAGUCCUGCAGGAGCAGCCUCUAUGAGAAACUUUUUUCUAAUAUAUUUGCAAA